This is a messenger RNA of Aspergillus pseudonomiae, 2177 nucleotides long. RefSeq names its product Zn(II)2Cys6 transcription factor. The record is from RefSeq and is a predicted model, not a curated record. The transcript has a single exon. NCBI's taxonomy places the organism in Eukaryota, Fungi, Ascomycota, Eurotiomycetes, Eurotiales, Aspergillaceae. Gene Ontology annotation, biological process: positive regulation of transcription by RNA polymerase II. Gene Ontology annotation, molecular function: zinc ion binding; transcription cis-regulatory region binding; DNA-binding transcription factor activity, RNA polymerase II-specific. Gene Ontology annotation, cellular component: nucleus. Bases 166 to 1893 code for a protein of 575 amino acids.
AAAGUUUCACUAGCUUCAUUGCGUAUGGCUCGUGGAGACUGCCUUUUCGGCCACGCACUUUGACGCGAAUCCCUCCCUCUGUCUCGUCGCUGCUAUUAUCCAAGCGUCAGUCGAGAUUGACCCUUGCAUCCUUUCCUUCUACUAGCCCUUGGUACAUAUGACCACAUGGACUCGCCGUCUGCUCCCCGCUCAUCCGAGGGGCGGCGUGCGUCACGGUCACGCAGUGGAUGCUGGACCUGCCGGACCAAAAAGGUCAAGUGCGACGAGGGAAGGCCACAAUGCCGGCGAUGCCUCCGGCUGAAGCUUCUCUGCGAUUAUACGCCCCGGCGGAAGGCAUUUCAGAUCGGACGGCAGAUCGUCCAGUCACAGCGCCGGUGCCCUGCUGCAGACACAGCCGGUACGGACACCGCGCCCCAAACGUCGCCCACCAGGGAUUGGUUCCAGUCAUUGUUGAGGCAAGACGAAGCAAGAUCUAUCUCGACCUUUCGCAUGCCAGUGCCCGCGACCAGCACGUCCUCGGUGGCACUCACGGCGAGCGACCAUGAGGCCAUCCGCUAUUUCCGGACGACUUUUGCCAAGCUACACCACACCAAGAAUCCGGAUUACUCUCUCUAUUCCAUCAUGUUCAAAGUCGCCGAGGUCAAUCCGGUCGUGAUGCACAUGGUGCUGGCGGUGGGAGGGCGAGAGAUGGAGUUUCAGAGGAAUCUACAGAGCGGACAGGCACUACUAGGGCGAGGAGCCGGUUCGCCUUUGUGGCAUUACUCCCAUGCCCUGAAGCUGAUGGCCGAAGUCAUCGGAAAUGAAAGUUCCAACCGGUUCAAUUUCGACUCGAUCUAUACCGCAUUGUACCUCAUGCUGUUUUAUGAACAAAAAUACGGGGACGACCAAUGCGCUGGACUGGUUCACCACCUCAACGGCGCCGCGCAGAUCCUCAAGCAACAAUACAGCGACCAGAUGAGCCUUUUCCCCCCGGUUGCUCGAGCACAUCAACCAUGGGUUCUCUCUUCCCAUGCCCAUGGGCUGGCACCAAACCACCACCUGUCCCUUUAUGCGGCCCGACUCUUAAUGUGGAUGGUGAGCUUUGACACUUCGGCGGCCUCCUAUGGAUUGGACAGUCAACUACAUGCCACCCUAUACGAACUCCUGAGCACGACUACCGUUGACGGGCCGGCUGGUCACUCCAGUCAGCCGUUGGAGAAAUUCGAGCAGUUGCACCAUUACUCCAGCCCACUCUACCGGAUCGUGUGGGGCGAGGGGUACCCCCAAACCGAAUUACUAGAUGACGUUAAAAAUCGAAACGUGUUCUUCUUAGAGGGUGCAUGUGUUCAACUGCGAUUUAUGGUAGCACAGCUGGCGAAAUUUGAGGACGGUAGGACCGAGGCGGCGACGCGGUGGGCGUCCGACAUUGAACUUUCGAUCGAGAACACUCGCAAUAAGUUUUGCGAUUUAAUUGAAGUCGCGGCGGGGCUGUCUGCCUCCACGGACAACUCGCACCGGCUCGUGGCCAAUCUCCGCCGGGUGGUGCCACUGUUCUACGCCGUGCUGAUUUAUUUUCGCCGCGUCCGAUCGGGUCUCAGUCAAUCUCGGACCCCGCAACAGGUCGACUCGUUCCGCCAUAUCAUGAAUCUGGCAUUCCAGGCGCACAAGUACGACGGGGAAAAGGCCAUGGUGCGCAUCGCGUGGCCGUUGUUCAUGGUGGCCCUGGAGACGAAUGACCACCUCCACCGGGAGUGGGUCCUCAGCCGAUUCCGUGGCAUCCGUCAAUUUGGCUUGAAUUUCGAACGAGCAUAUCAGUUCUUAGUUCCUGUUGUUGAUCUGCAAAGCAAGUUGGGGGAACGUGUGGAUGUGCGGGGUAUAUCUCCAUCUCGUGAUUUUGGCUUGUUUGUUCUCUAGUCUUUCUUUCAUGAACAAUCCGGGAGUCUGAACUUUAAACCACCACCGCUUCGACUGAAUAGCCGACUGUCGCUUAUUCCAUACAUGUUGGACAAGAUCUUUGGCUCGUGGCGCUAGGGCCAUUCCAUAUCCAGUACUGUACGUCAAUUGCGGGGAAAAGGUUACGAAGAGCCUUGAAGCGGCACUCCAGUCGUUCUGUAUGUAUAUAAUGUCUCCUUCAAUGUAGCUUGAGCCCCAGUUCAACGCUUGCAUUUACCCAAGUCAAACCUUGCCCACACUACGGC